This is a messenger RNA of Aethina tumida (small hive beetle), 1785 nucleotides long. RefSeq names its product beta-1,3-galactosyltransferase 5-like. The transcript is spliced from 2 exons. The record is from RefSeq and is a predicted model, not a curated record. The coding region runs from base 126 to 1109 and encodes 327 amino acids. NCBI's taxonomy places the organism in Eukaryota, Metazoa, Arthropoda, Insecta, Coleoptera, Nitidulidae. Gene Ontology annotation, molecular function: hexosyltransferase activity. Gene Ontology annotation, cellular component: membrane.
GUUUUUCUACUUCAAACGAUAAUAAUGCAAAUGAGUGGGAUAAUCAAAUUUCGGUAUUCAUGCGCCAGUUCGUCACCAACUUUUUAAUACGUUGUUUAAUACAUUGUGAUUGUUCUGAGUAAGGAAUGUCCACCAAAUUAUCGAAAUUGCAUUUGGUCUUCAUGACACUUUCAGUUCUAGCGAUCACUGGAAUGUUAUUGUCGAAUCGCUUUGAAUACAUUCAAAUAAAGAUUUCGUUGUACAGAGACUAUUACGAGUUAGUCGAUAUUGGGUUCAAUUUUAAAAUUUUGAGCCAAGUUUGCUCUGAGAACACCCCCAUGAUGUUACAUGUGGUUGUUAGUGCGGCCAACAAUAUUUUAAGACGGAAUGUCAUAAGAAAAAUGUGUAAAAAUGAUAGUGCAAUAGUCAAAACAGUGUUCGCUUUAGGGAUGCCCCAGAACGCAACCUUACAGAAAGAAAUCGAGCAAGAAAACUAUCUGUACUCAGAUAUUAUUCAAGGUAAUUUCAAUGAUGCCUACAGAAAUAUGACUUACAAACACGUAAUGGCAUUAAAGUACUUAAAUUAUUACUGUUCCAAUGCAAAUUAUCUACUCAAAACUGACGACGAUAUAUUUGUAAACACAAAAAUAUUACAGAAAUUCGUUUCAACCAAUCUUAAGGAACGUUAUCCCAAAAAUUUAAUUCUAUGCAAGCCGCAGAUGCAUGCGCCUGUAUAUAGAUCCAGUUCGAAAUGGAACGUCUUAAAGUCCGAAUACUCACCGGAUUUCUACCCGCCGUACUGUCCAGGUUGGAUGAUCAUCUACUCAUCUGAUGUUGUCAAGCAUCUUUACCAAAAAUCUCGCGAAAGGAAGAAUGAGUUUUUGUGGAUCGAUGAUGUAUUCGUUUCGGGUAUACUUGCUACAAAUCUGAGUACACCGCACAAAAGAUUGUCAUCGGUUUAUAUAAUGCCGCGAGAAAACAUUAAAAAACUGAACAAAGGUGAAGAAGUGGUUGACGAUAGACCGUUUAUAUUCAGUCCUCCGGAAACGAGUGUUGCCGAAUUUAGAGCACUGUGGAACUUUACUCUGACGCAGGAUGUGCCUGAUACCUUAGAGAAGUUUGGUGUUUAAUAGGAUUUCUAUUUGCUGUAAAAAUCAUUAUUUAAUUACUUUCAAUGAGACGAGUCGGUCUUUAAAACUAUAGAAUCAAUUGUAUUUAUGUAUUUUGUAAUUAUUUAUUUUAUAAUAUUAGCAUUUUUUAAACAAAUUAUUAAUGUAAUAUUUAGCACAUACGGCUAAUAUAGUAGCAGUUUUUAUUUCUCAUAAAUUUUAUUACCAAUUGUGAUAAAAUGUUUAGAGGUUACUAUAUUUUUUGUUUAAAUAAACUCAACUUUAGAUGUAUAAGAAAGAAUAUGGUUAUUCUGCAGUUGAAUGAUCGACUGUAAAAUGAUUAUAUCAAUCAAUGCUUGAAAGUACAUUGGAAAUAAAGAGGACCCUGAAAAUUUGAGCCUGAUUUGAUCAAAUGAGGGUUGAGGUGUGUGAAUGUGCUCAUUUUUUGCUUAAUUGUCUCGAUUUCGUUAUUUUACGGCCUCCCAAAGCCGAUGGAUUUUUAAAAAAGCAUUAUUUUUAGAUGGCUGUAACUUUUUUCAAAUUUUCAGGAAAGUUAUCCUCAUCAAGCACUGAAAACAUCAACUAUAUCAACAUUGCUUUGAAUUCAACAAGCAAUUUAUUAACGUUUAUCAUUUGAACGUAUAUUAUACAGUUAAAUGAUAAUGAUUAUAUCAACUUAAAUUUAUUUUAUUUUGUA